Messenger RNA from Arabidopsis thaliana (thale cress), 1394 nucleotides. Its product is annotated as Ankyrin repeat family protein. Bases 1 to 1296 code for a protein of 431 amino acids. NCBI's taxonomy places the organism in Eukaryota, Viridiplantae, Streptophyta, Magnoliopsida, Brassicales, Brassicaceae. The record is from RefSeq and is marked reviewed. The transcript is spliced from 3 exons.
AUGGAUCGAAGGUUACUUUGGGUUACUGAUUCGGGUAACGUUGAUGCUUUAUAUGCUCUAAUUCACAAGGAUCCAUAUAUUUUACAAAACAUUGAUGUUUUACCUUUCGUCCACACACCUCUCCAUGAAGCUUCAUCAACCGGAAAGACAGAUUUGGCGAUGGAACUGAUGGUUUUAAAACCAACUUUUGCCAAAAAACUAAACUCGGAUGGGGUUAGUCCUUUGCAUCUCGCUGUCGAAAACCACCAAGUUCAGUUAGCACUAGAACUAGUCAAGAUUAAUCCUGAUCUCGUUCUUGUUGCUGGGAGAAAAGGCAUGACACCACUACAUCUUGUAGUAAAAAAGGGCGAUGCCAACCUUCUUACUGAGUUCUUACUGGCUUGUCCUGAGAGCAUCAAAGACACGAACGUGAAUGGCGAGACUGCUCUACAUAUUGCGGUGAUGAAUGAUAGAUACGAAGAGCUCAAAGUGCUCACAGGAUGGAUACAUAGAUUGCACAAAAGCGAUGCUGCAUCUACUGAGAUUCAUGUCUUGAACAAACGUGAUCGUGAUGGCAACACGAUCUUGCAUCUUGCGGCUUAUAAGAAUAAUCAUAAGGUAGUCAAAGAACUAUUAAAAUGCAUAUCGCUGAACCGGGACAUCCAAAACAAAGGUGGUAUGACAGCCCUUGAUAUUUUACGUACUAAUGGAUCUCACAUGAACAUAAAAACAGAGAAAAUAAUUCGACACUCAGGGGGUAAGAGCGGGGUUUCUCUAUCAAAAGUUAAGACCGCAUCUGUCUUCUUGAGAUCGCCCAUAACUUUUGUAGAAUAUUGCUCCACGACAAUGACUCGCUAUAAGAACCGCAUGUCCGACGGAACACGAAAUGCCCUUCUAGUAAUAACAGCUCUGAUUAUCACAGCUACAUAUCAAACUGCCGUCCAACCGCAAGAUAAAGAUGAAAUAUAUUACACGGGAAAUAUCAUGAUAAAUGUGUUGUUUGUGUGGGGAUUCAAUACUAUAGCAUUUUGCUUGGCUAUUGCCUUGACAUUUAUACUCUUACCUGUUGGUAAAGCAUAUAAUUGGUGGUACAUCUUUAUUUCGGUGCCUCUCGUUUGUUCUUACGCACUUUCCAUGUUUCUCAAGUAUAUACAAUUCCCGAUAUUAUGUAUGCCUUUAUACUUGAUGAUGGCAUUUAUACUCGGAUUUCUAAUCUAUGUAUUUGUACUAUACGUGGGAUGGAAGAGGGCUAAGCAGGAGAAGGUACCAGAACCAAAAAGUGAGCUGACUUUUGAAGGCUUCACGUCUAUGACCUAAGCCAAUGAUCGACCUUCACAGGAUGUUGGGAGCAUUAUUCAUGUUUGAUUGUAAGUUUGUUAAUACGCUUUGUACAAACAUAUUCCAAUGUUUUUGAG